GCGUUGCUCGCCCCUGCCGGGUGCCCGCCGAAGCAGAUCGAAGCCGAAGCGAGCAGGAGAGGAGAGAAAAAAAGAGGGAGGCUACGAGAGGAUGCCGACGACCACCUGCAACGCGUGCAACGUGGUGUUCUUCGACGACGAGCAGAAGCGGAUCCACUACCGCUCCGAAUGGCACCGCUUCAACCUCAAGCGCAAGGUGGCUGGAGUUCCUGGUGUGACGGAGGCUCUGUUUCGGGCAUGGGAAGCCGCUCUCUCGGCUGGAACCACUCCGACGCUGUACACCUGUUCUCUGUGCGAGAAGGAGUACACGAGCUCUCGAGCUCACGAGCAGCACCUCACCUCGCGAUCGCAUCUCAUGAGAGCCGCCGCCUCUCAGGAUCCCACCACUUCCUCCUCCACUGCCGGAGGAAUAACCACGCCACUUCCGGUGCGCGCUACGGCAGAAGAGGAUGGAGACGCAGAGGAGUCGGCGGCGGCUGGCGAAUCCACUUCGAGCAGCAUGCAAGUGAACGCGGCGGAUUGUUCCUCCACUACUACUAGACGCGACGAUGAGAUCGAAGAAGAGCUGGAGCUGGAGUUGGAGUUGGACCCCUCGUGCUGUUUCAUGUGUGACCUGGAGCACGGCACCGUGGACGACUGCUUGGUCCAUCUGCACAAGAAGCACGGGUUCUUCGUACCUGACAGCGAAUAUCUGAAGGAUCCCGAUGGUCUCCUUACCUACGUCGGACUGAAGGUGAAGCGGGAUUUUAUCUGCCUCUACUGCGACGACAGACGCCGGGCCUUUCAGAGCCUUGAGGCCGUCAGGAAACACAUGGAUGCAAAGGGGCACUGUAGAGUGCGGUAUGGUGAUGGCGGAGACGAUGAGGACGCGGAUCUCGAGGAUUUCUACGAUUACAGUAGCAGUUAUGCUGAUGCGGAUGGCAAGCAGCUGGUUGCUGCUGCUGAUGGUAACUGUGGCAUCGAGCUUGGAAUCGGCGGUUCAGAGCUAGUAAUCACAAACAAGAGUGUAAAGGGAACACGUGUCCGAUCACUCGGUUCUCGGGAAUUCAUCCGCUACUACCGUCAGAAACCGCGGCCUUCUUCUUCUUCUUCUUCUUCUUCUUCUUCUUCUUCUUCUUCUUCUUCUUCUUCUUCUUCUUCUUCUAAAACAGUUCGCGCUCCUGCGCUCUCCAUGCCGUCCAGAUACAGGAGCGUGGGUUUGGUGACAGUUUAGUCUGAACUGCAAACUGUGAGGAUGAAGAAGCAGGCUGAUCGAUCUUGUGGUCCUCGCGUGGUACUAGGAGUAGAGUAGGUAUGCAAAGGCCAGCCAAAAAAAAAGAUCAAUAUGUGAGUUACGGGAUUAGUAAUCAAAAUGGAUUGCGGAUUGGCAUGAUGCAAUUGCAAUCUAGGAGAGUAUAUGUAGGAGUAGAACUGGAAUGAAGGGCAAUGUUGUCAGAGACCUUCAGAAGAAUCGCCCGUAGCAUAUUUGUGUGUUUGGGAGCUUCCUUUUGACCUUCAUGGGAAUCAUGGUGUGUAUUUUUUUUCUUUUUCCAUUACUGAUCAUCGUUGUGCUUAAGAUAUGUCGAAUUUGAAUAUAACUUUUGGUUGGAUC
Molecule: messenger RNA, 1591 nt
Organism: Sorghum bicolor (sorghum)
Lineage: Eukaryota; Viridiplantae; Streptophyta; Magnoliopsida; Poales; Poaceae
Product: cytoplasmic 60S subunit biogenesis factor REI1 homolog 1
Exons: 5
Coding region: 92-1213 (373 amino acids)
Biological process (GO): ribosomal large subunit biogenesis
Cellular component (GO): preribosome, large subunit precursor
Source: RefSeq, a predicted model, not a curated record